ACGUCAGUGUCAUUUUGAAGGCAAGGUUCGGGCGGCAAUGUGAGCGGAGCUCCGCCUAUUCUGGAGCUGCACGGUUCCCACACUGGGGGAAACAUGGCGGCCUCUGUGAUUCUGGAGCGGAGCUACACCGAACUGAGCGGAACCGAGCGGGAAUCCAAGAGGAACUUCCGGGAGCUGAGCCUGAGGCCCGAUGUUACCCCUGUGGUUGGAGGCUCGAAAUCCAGUGAGUGCGCUGGGGGUUAUUAUUACAAAGACAGCAGCAAUCUCCUAUCGGCCACCAGAAAUCGGUUCUUACACUGGACCUCACAUGGGGAUACGCUGGAACUGGUGGAGGAGUCAUUGGAUACCAACCUCCUGAACAAUGCCAUCCGACUCAAGAUCCUCAAUUGUUCCAUCUUACCUGGAGGAGUCCACGUGUGCGAGACGCACAGCAAUGUGCUUAUCCUGGUGGUCACAAACCAGACUGUUCACAGGCUUGUACUGCCCCAUCCUUCACGCAUGUACAGAAGUGAGAUCAUUUCAGACAACCAGAUGCAGUCCAUUUUUACAGAUCUUGGCAAGAUGAACUACAAGAACCCAUCAAACAGCUACGUGAUCCCUGCACAGCCUGGCCGUGCGCAGAGCUCCAAUGCAUCCACAGCGUGGCUGAGCAGUGAAGGAGAAGCACUGUUUGCCUUUCCAUCAAGCUCCGGUGGCAUCCUCGUUGUCAAGAUGCCUCAUUUUGAUGAAGAUGGGCCAGUGACUGCUGUGGAACUCAGACAAACCUCUGUUAUGAAGUUAUUAACUGGCUGGAUGCCAACAGGGAAAAGAGGUGACCAUGGUCCUGCACAUCUCCCUGUUAGCUUAGCUGUCCACUGCCUUGAACAUGACGCAUUAAUAUUUGCAAUGUGCCAGGAUCACAAACUUCGCAUGUGGUCUUACAAGGAUCAGAUGUGUCUUAUGGUGUCUGAUAUGCUGGAGUUUGUUCCCUUUAGUAAGGAUAUGCGACAGACUCCAGGCAUUGGUCACAAGCUGAAACUGGCACACUCGACAUCUAUAGGACUUUAUCUUGGGUUGUACCUACACACAGCCAGCCAAGGACAGUUCUGCGUUUUCCAACUUAUUACUGCUGAAAGCAGUCGCUACAGUUUAGAUCAUAUCUCCACAAUUUUCUCAAACCAGGAAACAUUGGUUGACUUUACAUUUACAUUGGCCACUACUGAUAUCUGGGCCCUGUGGCUCGAUGAUGAAAACCAGACAAUUGUGAAACACAUUAAUUUUGAACAUAACCAAGCUGCCCAGUGGAAUAAUGUUUUCAUCAAUCCUCUGCCAGAAGAAGAGCUGAACAUUGGAGAUGAACAAGACCCAAGGGAAACUUUUCUGGAGUGUCUCUUUUCCCCCGGAAGGUUUACAGUCGCUUCCUUGUUGAAAACCCUACAGAUUUAUCAAAGAGGGGCUGGAAAGUUGCUGGACCUUUCAUGGGAAGAGAUGAGGAAAGAGGUCACUUUAACAGUUGAAAAUGAGCUGCACAGUCACCUCACAGAGUACGAGAUGUCCCAGGAGGAGUUCCGCCAAUUACAAGUGGAGUAUUGGUCCAAGUUCUAUUCAUGCUGCUUGCAGUAUCAGGAGGACCUGUCUCGUCCCCUUGCUUUAAUGGUGCACCCUUACAUUGGCAUGGUCUGCCUGCUGAGAAAGGGUUUUGUGUCCUUCUUGGCUCCCUGCUCGUUGGUUGAUCACUUGUAUCUCUUGCCGACAGAACACUUGCUGACGGAAGAUGAAAGCGUCAUCUCAGAUGAUGUGGAUGUUGCUAGUGACACAAUAUUUCUGAUGCAUUGCUUACGUAUGAUUGGGGAUUACAUUACCUUCGACAUGGCGUACAUGAUUGAGUCUGCAUGCUGCCAUCGGCAGCCCCCAGAGAGAGUUGCAGAAAGAAUCUUGGAAGAAAUGAUUGCCAACGAUGUGGAAAGUAUCAUGGAAGACAUUCACAAUAAACUGCAAGACAUCAGAAAUCCCCACCAAGCCAUCAGUAAUCUGCUUCGAGAGAUGGACUACGAGACAUCUGCGGACAUAGACCAGACUAUGGACCUUGGUCAACCUCUGAACGUACGAAUGAACCUCUCCAGUCUGUAUGGCAGCACUAUAGCAUCCAGCAUAGUAUGUCAGGCCGUCUGCAAAAUAUCCCUCACACGCUUCUUGAUUUGCCGGGACUUGCUUAUCCUUCAGCACCUCUUGAUAAGGAUGGGAGAUGUGGUGUUUGCUGGACCAAGUCACCUGCUGCAGACCCAGCAAGAGCUGAUACCUCGCACCUCCCAUAUGCUCCUGUCUUACUACGUCAUUCGAUGGGGAAGCCAGUGUUUGGCUUCUGUUAUUCCUGUGGAUACCCUGGAAUCCAACCUCCAGCACCUAUCAGUUUUGGAGCUGUCUGAUUCACCAGCAUUCACUCCAGGAAGCAGAUAUGUUUCUGGACCUCAGACAAUCGUGGAGUUGUUUUUCCAGGAUGUGGCCAGAAAACGGUUGUCUCAGAUGUUUGCCCGCUCCAGCUCGGCGCAGACGCACACUCCUCUGAACUGGCCACAGCUAAUCACAGAUAUCGUCACUUAUCUUCUUCAGCAUCUAUGGCCAGGUAAUCCUGGUUUCCUCUUUCCUGAGUGUUUGAUGAGAAGCUGUCAGUACACUCAGCUACAGGAGUAUGUACGACUUUUACAGCCCUGGUGUCAAGUGAACGUUGGUUCUUGCAAUUUCAUGAUGGGACAGUGCUAUCUGGUCAUGGGUGAGGGACAUAAGGCCCUAGAAUGCUUCUGCAAGGCAGCCUCUGAAGUGGAGCGAGAGGAUUUCCUGGAGAAAUUGGUUCAUGUGGAAGAAGGGGAUGCACCUUCAUCGGCCUGUCUGCAGUAUUAUAACAGAGUCUUGAGGCUCCUAGAGGACAUGGGAUUACCUGAGCUGGUCAUUCAGCUGGCGACUCUGGCUAUUGGAGAAGCUGCAGAUGACUUGUCAAGUCAGGCCGCUUUAAAGACGCGAAUUUUCAAACAUUUCUUGGAUUUGGGACACAACCACCAAGCCUAUGAGUCAAUGAUACAGAUUCCUGAUCACAGCAGGCAACAGGACUGUUUGCGACAGCUGGUUGUAGUUCUGUGUGAACGCUCUCAGCUCCAAGACCUUGUGGAGUUUCCGUAUGUGAAUCUACAUAAUGAGGUUGUCAGUAUCAUCGAAUCUCGAGCCCGUGCUGUCGAUCUGAUGACCCAUAAUUACUAUGAGCUCUUGUAUGCUUUCCAUAUUUACCGGCACAACUAUCGGAAAGCUGGAACAGUCAUGUUUGAAUAUGGGAUGCGGCUUGGCAGGGAGGUCCGAACGUUGAGAGGUCUUCAGAAGCAAGUGAACUCUUACUUGGCGUGCCUGGGUUGUUUACGGCUAAUUCGCCCCGAGUAUGCCUGGAUAGUGCAGCCAGCCUCGGGAGUUGUGUAUGAGCGUCCAGGAUCGUCUCCGAAAAGGACCCACGAUGGAGAGUGUCCUCCGGCUCCAAGUCAUGCCACGCUUUUAACGUCAUUGUAUUGUUUACCAGGAAGUAGUCAGAUUGAGAUUCUGGAGCUAAAAGACUUGAAGAAGGAGUAUAUCCUUGCUCAGACACGGUUGACAUUGGCUCAGCAUGAUAGCAGUACAGCAGCAAUAGCUGGAAGUGCAUCAGCUGAAGAAAUGGUGGCCUUGUUGGUUCAGGCGGGCCUCUUUGAUACUGCCAUUUCCUUGUGUCAGACAUUCAACCUUUCUCUGGUUCCUGUGUUUGAAGGAUUGACAUACAAAUGCAUUAAGUUACAAAAUGGCGGAGAGACUGCACAAGCUGAGGCUUGGCAAUGGCUGUCUGCCAAUCAGUUGUCUUCUGUAGUCACCACCAAGGAAACAAGUGCCACAGAUGAAGCCUGGAGGUUAUUGACUUCCUAUCUGGAAAAAUAUGAAUCACAGAACAAUUUGUAUCAUCGCUGUGUCAUUAACAAGAUGCUGUCUCAUGGAGUUCCUCUGCCCAGCUGGAUAACAAUCAGCUAUAAGGUGGUGGAUUCAGCAGAAUUGCUGCGAAUGUAUUUGAAGUAUGAUCUUCUGGAUGAGGCUGCAGACUUGGUAUUGCAAUAUGUAGAUGCCAUUUUGGGGAAAGGUCACCAGUAUUUUGGGAUCGAGCUGCCGCUAUCUGCUGUUUCUCCACUGGUGUGGUUGCCAUACUCUUCUGUUGACCAUCUUCUACAAGCGUUGGAAGAGAACAGCAAUAAUCAGCACAACAGAGAUUUACUUGACAAGCUGAAAGCUAAACUGGAUGAUUAUUUCAGCCAGCUGGAAGCCUCCACCGCAAACCUUCAGGUUAUCCGGAGAAGCUAGCCAUCUUCACUGCCUUGCAUAUUUUUGGAAAACCAAUUUCCACAGCAAAUUUGUAAUUAUGUUGGAAACUUCUGAAAUAUUGUCACAAUUCGCUAUUUUUUUGUAAAAUAAUAAAUAUUUUCUAUUAAGCUGUUA
Molecule: messenger RNA, 4473 nt
Organism: Rana temporaria (common frog)
Lineage: Eukaryota; Metazoa; Chordata; Amphibia; Anura; Ranidae
Gene: NUP160
Product: nucleoporin 160
Exons: 36
Coding region: 94-4338 (1414 amino acids)
Cellular component (GO): nuclear pore
Molecular function (GO): structural constituent of nuclear pore
Source: RefSeq, a predicted model, not a curated record